CAGUGGACCAGUGGAGGAUCAGCACCACUCUCUCUGCACAGCUUCACAAACCAGUUACAGGAGUAAAGAUGAAGCUGUUGGUCUGUAUCAGUCUCCUCUGCCUCUGUAUCUGUUAUUUCACAGAGGCCAGAGUCAUCCCUGAAGGAGUGCCGUACGACGAGCCACCAGCUGUUCCUUACUGGCCCUACUCCACCUCCGACUUCUGGAACUACAUCGAGUACUUCAAAUCCAUCGGCGCCUACAACCACAUCAACGAGAUGGCCCGCGCCUUCUUCGCCCACCAGCCGCUCGGAGACACCCUGGGAUACGAGACCAACGCAGGACAUGAGCACUGAGGACGGGGACGGACGGAUGUAGCAGCUCAAAGUAGUUAUGAAGGAAUACAUCUCUUAGCUUCACCGAAAGGAAAUGAGCAAGAGAAGAAAUGAAAUACAGGAAAAUGUAACAUACUUUCUCUUAUUAUAGCAAACAAGUAGAA
This is a messenger RNA of Pleuronectes platessa (European plaice), 478 nucleotides long. It is a transcript of the gene otos, whose product is annotated as otospiralin. Gene Ontology annotation, biological process: sensory perception of sound. The transcript is spliced from 4 exons. The record is from RefSeq and is a predicted model, not a curated record. Lineage: Eukaryota; Metazoa; Chordata; Actinopteri; Pleuronectiformes; Pleuronectidae. Bases 69 to 335 code for a protein of 88 amino acids.